CGAAAGAGAGCCAAGAGAGCCGUUUCAAACCUGUUGGCAGCCCCAGCACGAUGCAUACAUUUGGGCGCGUGAGCAGUUUCUCCCACUUUACUGCUGCUGCUCCAGCUGCUCCAUUCAAGGAUUCACACAUUUCAUUCAUUCGUACUCUGGCUACUGAGCGAAAGCGAUCGCUCAGGAAUACGGAACGGAUCCGGGAGACCCCACAGAGUGACCGCGGGACUUUUGUCGGAGGGCGUAAUACCACUUAGAGACGGAGUCAGCUCCCAUCCAAUUAGUGUUUUUAUCGUUGCCUUCUUCGGGAGGGCCAUUUGCCGAGUAGUGAGUGCGAAAAGAACACCGAGCAGAACGGAACUGUGGGUGUGGGUUGCGGUGCUUGUGAAGUCAGUGACUUGAAGGAUUACGGAGUCAGUCCCGGAAGGGCGGACUGAGAGCCCUAAGAACCAGCAUCGAUUUUCCGCUAAAUUGAUCCGAUGUGCGGGCAAAUAACACUUGGAGGAAAAACAGAACAAUCAAAUCGUGUUGCAGCCAUCCAGGCGAAAAGCAGUAGUGGCGCUCAGCGUGUUAUAUAAUUCUAGGGGUUGUCACCUUCUUGGGAGUGUGAAUAAAGGAGAAAAAAAGGAGGAUCCGUUUCGCGUGUAGGUGGUUCCCUGUAAUUCGGGAGGAGGAAACUCGUCAAUGAAAAGCACCAAGUGUAUCAUAAGCUGUGAUUGAGCUUCUUGAUGAGGAUAUUCAUCGACUUCGCCAGUCAGUGACGCACUAACCGUGAGCACCGUCUUUCGGAAGCACCAUUAAAGCAGCCUCCAAGCACGUCUUCGCACGGUCAAUCCAGCGCACAAUACACUAUUGUUUGCACUUGCACAAUAACCUAUUCUCAAUGCACCAACACCAAUGACUGUGAUUCGACAGCACCAUAAGCACCAUCACUAGAGCGCACAGCACAGCCGUUAGCACCAUCCCUCGGAAACCCCGCCUCUUCGAAGGAGACCGUACUCACCAACCACAGUCCCGCUUGUUCAGGAGUUCCCGGAGCCUGCUCUGCUGCACGUUCGGUGCACGUUACUUCGUUUGUCUCUUGUGUUUCUCGGUUGUGGUGCACGUGUACAACCCGUAGUUUAAGGUGUAGAACAGUCAUCGAACACACGCACACACACAGACAGAUAGAUAGACGUCGGCGUCAGAUCAGGAACGCACACCCGAAUAACAAUGGCCAACACGGCGCAUCUUUUUCGCAGACAGAGCUCGCGGGAUUUGAUCCAGCAGGCCACGGUUCGCAGCUUGGAUGAGCUCGAGUUGAGGGAACUUCGAAGUCGUUUGGUUCGGGCGGAGAAUGGCAAUCGCAAUGUCGUGUACGGAGCAACCAAUCAGGCGUUCAUCUCCGACGAUGAUCCACCGAUGGGAAGGAUCUUGGAUUUGGGCCCAAGCUCGGCGCCGCCUACUACUCGGGUACCUCCCGGGAAGCUACCAUCGCAGACGUCCGUCAUCGACACCGUUGUGGAGGAGGCGGUCGUCCCGGAAAGGCCUGAGGACGAACGCGAGAGUUGGGAUAGCAAGUGGACCUUCCUGUUGGCCACGAUCGGGUAUGCUGUCGGAUUGGGCAACGUUUGGCGAUUUCCCUAUCUAGCGCAAAAGAAUGGGGGCGGAGCUUUCCUGGUUCCGUACUUUGUGAUGUUACUGCUUCAGGGAAUUCCGAUAUUCUACCUAGAGUUGGCGAUCGGGCAGCGAUUGCGGAAAGGAGCGAUCGGCGUUUGGCACGAGGUGUCAGCGUACUUGGGCGGCAUCGGGAUAUCGUCAGCAUUUGUCAGCUACAUAGUGGCGUUGUAUUACAACACGAUCAUUGCGUGGUGUUUGAUCUAUCUGCUGCACAGCUUCGAGUCUCCACUGCCCUGGGCGGAGUGUCCGAAGAGACUGUAUAAGAACUUCACCUACGACAUUGAACCGGAGUGUGUGGUAUCGUCGCCUACUAAGUAUUACUGGUAUCGGGAGACGCUGAGAGCGUCGCCUAGCGUGGAUGAACCCGAGGAGAUCAACUACAACGUCGCGAUCGCGUUGAUCGCCGCUUGGUUUCUUGUGUACAUGUGCAUGGUCCAAGGAAUCACCGAGUCCAGUAAAAUAGUCUACGUGACGGCCAUCUUCCCGUACGUGGUGUUGAUCAUCUUUUUCUUCCGUGGGAUCACUCUGAAGGGAGCUGCGGAUGGCGUUAUGCAUCUGUUCACGCCACGCUGGGAGUCGAUCUUGGAACCGGUGGUGUGGCUCGAGGCCGGUACGCAGAUCUUCUUCUCCUUAGGUCUGGCGUUCGGUGGACUGAUCGCGUUCAGCUCGUACAAUCCGGCAAACAACAACUGCUACCGGGAUGCGUUGGUGGUAUCUUUCACCAACUGUAGCACUUCCAUGUUUGCAGGAGUCGUGGUAUUCUCGGUGAUCGGUUUCAAGGCAACUUCGAUAUUCGACUCAUGCGUAGCCGAACGUGAUGCUCUAGUAGCCGCUAACAAAACGAUGGAUCUACCGGUUUGCGAUCUUCAGAAGGAACUGGAAAAUAGUGCUUCCGGAACGGGUCUGGCGUUCAUCAUCUUCACGGAGGCGAUCAACCAAUUCCCGGCGGCGCAGUUCUGGGCGGUACUGUUCUUCAUGAUGCUGUUCACCCUAGGAAUCGACUCGCAGUUCGGUACGCUGGAAGGCGUUACCACUUCGCUGGUGGACAUGAAGCUGUUUCCCAAUCUGCCGAAGGAAGUCAUCACUGGGGCUCUCUGUCUGUCGUGCAGUAUCCUGUCGAUGUGCUUCGCAAACGGAGCUGGCAGCUACAUCUUUCAGCUGAUGGACAGCUUCGCCGGAAACUACACACUGUUGAUCAUCGCCUUUUUCGAGUGUAUUGGCGUUAGCUACAUCUACGGAAUCAAGAGGUUCGCCGACGAUAUCGAGCUAAUGACGGGAUCACGGCCCGGCCUGUACUGGAUGCUCUGUUGGAAAUACAUCUCACCGAUCGCGAUGAUAACCAUCCUGACGGCAUCGUUCAUCGAACUGGCAUCGGAGGGCAGCAGUUAUCCCGGGUGGAACGCCCUCACCGGUAAUACCGACAAGCUAGAGUGGCCUCACUGGUGUAUCGUCGUGGCCAUCCUACUCGUUGGAGUGUCGAUCAUCUGGAUCCCGGGAGUGGCCAUUUGUCGGUUAUGUGGCAUCAAUGUGAUUGAGGAUUCGGAACCGGCGUGGUUCCCGACGGCCGAGCUGCGGGACGUGCACGGAAUCGUGCCACACGAACCCACGGACAUCGAGAUAUCGUUGUUCUGUAUACGGCCGGACGGAGCCGAAGGGUUGUGCUGCCCGACGUACGGACCGCGCGAACAGCCGCUGGACGAGGAAGAGGAGUAAGAAUCAAAACGGGGGUAAUGAGAGAAAACAGCCUACUUAGAGAAGACAAUAAGCGCUGUCCGACAAUAACUGGGGUAAGUUGUGACAAAGUUACACAAAGCAAGACAGAGACAGCGAAGAAGACGUGACAAUAGUUAGUUAGAAGGACAAUUAGACUAGUCUUAGCAGGGGUUGGAGGAAUUAUCAGCUAACAUAUUCAAAUUAUACAAUUUAAGGUUGAAGGGCGGAAGAGGUGAGCUUAUGUGCUUUCAUCAGUCUUUUCAGUAUGAUU
Aedes albopictus (Asian tiger mosquito) is the source of this 3634-nucleotide messenger RNA. Its product is annotated as sodium-dependent neutral amino acid transporter B(0)AT3. The transcript is spliced from 10 exons. Gene Ontology annotation, cellular component: plasma membrane. NCBI's taxonomy places the organism in Eukaryota, Metazoa, Arthropoda, Insecta, Diptera, Culicidae. Gene Ontology annotation, biological process: sodium ion transmembrane transport. Bases 1204 to 3363 code for a protein of 719 amino acids. The record is from RefSeq and is a predicted model, not a curated record.